Molecule: messenger RNA, 3634 nt
Organism: Loxodonta africana (African savanna elephant)
Lineage: Eukaryota; Metazoa; Chordata; Mammalia; Proboscidea; Elephantidae
Gene: LSM14A
Product: LSM14A mRNA processing body assembly factor
Exons: 11
Coding region: 84-1475 (463 amino acids)
Biological process (GO): cytoplasmic stress granule assembly; P-body assembly
Cellular component (GO): P-body
Molecular function (GO): mRNA binding
Source: RefSeq, a predicted model, not a curated record
AAGAGCGAGCGGGCGUGCGGAGCGGCGACGGCGGCGUGGCAUCUGCCUGUCUGCGAGCGGCCCCGAGCGGCGGCGGCGGCGCCAUGAGCGGAGGAACCCCUUACAUCGGCAGCAAGAUCAGCCUCAUCUCCAAGGCGGAGAUCCGCUACGAGGGCAUUCUCUACACCAUCGACACUGAGAACUCUACCGUAGCCCUCGCCAAAGUUCGCUCCUUUGGUACAGAAGACAGACCAACAGAUCGUCCAAUACCACCUCGAGAUGAAGUCUUUGAAUACAUUAUAUUCCGUGGAAGUGAUAUUAAAGACCUCACUGUUUGUGAGCCACCAAAACCACAAUGUUCUUUGCCUCAGGACCCAGCCAUUGUUCAGUCUUCACUAGGCUCCUCUACUUCUUCAUUCCAGUCAGUGGGUUCCUAUGGACCUUUUGGCAGGAUGCCGACGUACAGUCAGUUCAGUCCAAGUUCAAUAGUCGGACAGCAGUUUGGUGCUGUUGGUGUUGCUGGAGGCUCCUUGACAUCCUUUGGAACGGAAACAUCAAGCACUGGUACCUUAUCCCAAAGUAGUGCAGUUGGUUCUGCCUUUACACAGGAUACCAGAUCUCUAAAAACACAGUUAUCUCAAGGUCGUUCAAGCCCUCAGUUAGACCCUUUGAGAAAAAGCCCAACCAUGGAACAAGCAGUACAGACCGCCUCAGCCCACUUACCUGCUCCAGCACCUGUUGGGAGAAGGAGCCCUGUAUCAACCAGGCCUUUGCCAUCUACCAGCCAAAAAGCAAUAGAGAAUCAAGAGCACAGGCGAGUUGAAGCACACAAAGUUUCAAGGCCAGAAAAUGAGCAGCUUAGAAAUGAUAGCAAGAAACAAGUAGUUCCAGGUGCUCCUUCAGCUCCAAGAAGAGGACGUGGGGGUCAUCGAGGUGGCAGGGGAAGAUUUGGUAUUCGGCGAGAUGGGCCAAUGAAAUUCGAGAAAGACUUUGACUUUGAAAGUGCAAAUGCACAAUUUAACAAGGAAGAAAUUGACAGAGAGUUUCAUAAUAAACUUAAAUUAAAAGAAGAUAAACUCGAGAAGCAGGAGAAGCCUGUAAAUGGUGAAGAUAAAGGAGACUCAGGCGUCGAUACCCAAAAUAGUGAAGGAAAUGCUGAUGAAGAAGAUCCACUUGGACCUAACUGCUAUUACGACAAAACUAAAUCCUUUUUCGAUAAUAUUUCUUGUGAUGAUAAUAGAGAACGGAGACCAACAUGGGCUGAAGAAAGAAGAUUAAAUGCGGAAACGUUUGGAAUCCCACUUCGUCCAAAUCGUGGCCGUGGGGGCUACCGAAGCAGAGGAGGUCUUGGCUUCCGUGGUGGCAGAGGGCGUGGUGGUGGCAGAGGUGGUACCUUCACUACCCCUCGAGGGUUUCGUGGUGGAUUCAGAGGAGGUCGUGGGGGCAGAGAGUUUGCAGACUUUGAAUAUAGGAAAACCACAGCUUUUGGACCCUAAAAGGUCUGGAUCGAUCAUACUGCUUUCUGAAAGAAAGACAACAAAGUUGCCGCCUAGUCUACAAAGAAGUCUUUGAAACUAGGGGAAUUUGUAGCUCUUCACAGCCCUGAAAAUGGUUCCCGUCUCUGCGAAGAAUGAAGAAGUGAAUUCGCUGUAUAUUUGUCACCAGCACUGGGUUUUGUUUUGUUUUGUUUUUCUGCUUAAUUUCAAAGAAACAGUGAAACCUUUGAGAGCCGGAACUUGACUGGACUGCCUUGUUUUUCUGGGUCUCGCAAGUUUUCCGCCUUUGGCAGGGUACAGUCUUACCACUUCCUCUAUUAGUGGAAAAUAUUUGCGUUUUUCUUCUCUGACAGGUUUCCGCCUUCCACAGGUUCCAGAUCUUGCAGGUUUUACUGUAUAAUGCCGUUAUUUUGGGGGAGGGGGAUGAAAGCUCAUCUUAAAAAAUGAGCAUUAAAUAUAUUUGAAAUAGCAGAAGGUUAAGUGAUUUCUUAUGUAUAGUUAAACUAAAGCAGUACUUCAGUGGGACUUACAAGUAUUUUUUCAUCACUGAGAGGAUUUUUCUUAUCACUAAAUUCGGCAAUUAUUGCAAGUUGCCUGUGAAUGGGGCCGUGAUACUGUGUUUUGAGAAGGUGUGUAUGUGUCUAUCUUUAUCUUUCUCUCUCUCCUUUUUUUGGAAAUCCUGUAAUAUCCCUUUUGAGGUAGCUCAAUUAAUUAGGGUGCUGGAUGGUAGAGAAUUUUGUCAGUCAACUAUGUACACACAGUAAAUACUGUUUCUUAGGCAAAGGUAACUUUUUUAUAUAGUUGUAAAAUUCCAUUAUAUUCCAUUGCCAAAGAAACAUUAAGAACUUUGUAUAGCUGUAUAAAAAGCAACUAAUUUUUUAAAGAAUAAACAUUUUAAAGUCAGCAAACAGCCUGUGUCCUUGCAGAAGUUGAUGUGCUGAGGAGCAGAGUUAUGGGUGGGUCUUUUUUUUUUCCUUAGCUUUCCAGGCUUAAGAUUCUUUGAUUUUUUUUUUUUUUUUUAAUGUUUGGAACCUAAAUGAAGAUUUAAUACAUUCUUCCAUUAUCUAAAAAGUAUAAAUUAUUCAUGCAAAUUUUAAGAACUGCAUUUUGUAGCAAAUGGCAUAUCACAGGAUUUGUCCAAACAGUAGCUAUUUUCCAGAUACAAAUGUAAAUAGCCAUAGAUAGAGCGUAGUACUUAGCUGUAUUUUCAGGUAAGUAAGGCCCCACCCACCCCCCCCCCAUUUUUUGUUCUUUGGGGAAUUAUUUUGUUCUGUUUUUAAGAAAGUAAAACUAGGCAUUAACUAACUUGUUUUUCCUGAUACGCCUGGAGUUAAACAUUUUGUCAUGAUCCCUUGACUCAUUCCAUUCAAUUUCAAGAUUUGGAGUGUUAGAAAUUGUUAUCUUGAUAACUGUCAGGCAUCAGAACACUUGGUCGUUGGACCUGUGACCCACAAGUGAUUCUGUGUAGAGUUCAUUACUGAUUAUAAAUUACUAGUAAAUCUUUUUGAUAUUCAAGCUAUAACGGAAAAAAAAAAUCGGGCCACUUCUGUGUUUUUAUUAAGGCCAUGGAAUAAAGGGAUCCAAAGAUGCAAAUAUUUUUAUCUGUUUUGACUUUUGUUAACUUUCUCCUGAAAAUAGUAGUGAUAAAGAUGUGGAAAACUGCACCGAAGAAGAAUUGGAAUACUUAAAGAUGGUUGAUAUUUUUAAUUUUAAUUUUAUAUCUUUUGUAUAGCUCUAUAAGGACAUGUUUUGUAAUUUGGUUUCAUUAUUAAGGUCAGUAUUUGGCAGCCAUAGUUUAGAUAGUAUUGUUUUAGUACUGUUUGCUUGCAUGUUAACAACAAAACCUUUUGGAGGACCCACAAAUCAUGAUAUUGAACACAUUUCUGAGGUAUUCUGAACAUCAAAGCAAGUGCUAUGGCAAUACCUGUAUAGACUGUUUGAGAUGUCCAGGCCAAUUUCAAGGACAAAAACUGUAAAUACCAGUUCUACGUGCUCCGAAAAUAUGAAUUCACGCAUUUUCUCAGCCUUUUGGGUCACUGAUGGGGGUGUUGGUGUCCCAAUAACUGCAGCAUGACACGCCUGCAGUGCACCUUACACUAUCAAAGCAAGUUUUCAUUCUAAGGCAGAAUAAAACUGUUCAAUAAAAAACGUUCGUCAAA